This is a messenger RNA of Heterostelium album PN500, 1059 nucleotides long. RefSeq lists its product as uncharacterized. The transcript is spliced from 3 exons. NCBI's taxonomy places the organism in Eukaryota, Evosea, Eumycetozoa, Acytosteliales, Acytosteliaceae. Bases 1 to 1059 code for a protein of 352 amino acids. The record is from RefSeq and is a predicted model, not a curated record.
AUGAAAUUGGUAUUUAGCACACUUCUCAUUUUGGUAGCUGCAAUUGCUAUUGUUUCAGCCCAAAAUUGUAAAUUGAAUGCUUAUGGUAAAAACUAUGAUUUCUCCAAGUUAGCAAAUUCUACAUCAUGGUCAGUUCAAGAUGCUUCUAAAGCCACAUACUAUUUCAAUAUUUGUCAAACUGCCUCAAAAUGUACAACUAUUAACCCACAAUGUUCUGUAUGUCAACAGGGACCAACUGAUACACAACCAAAAGCUGAUUGUGGUCAUGUCAAUGCUAUUGUCAAUUCUUUAAGCAAUGGCGUUGCUGGUGGUUAUAUUACAUACACUGGUGGUAGCACCUGUAAAUCAGGUACCAUUGUCAGAAGUACACAAAUUCAAAUGAUGUGUACCUCUGGACCAACUCAAAUUCUGAGUGCAACUGAGAUCUCCACCUGUACAUUCACCAUCAAACUCAACAGUAAUUUGGCCUGUCCAACACAAGCAGCAACAACAACAACAACGACAUCAAGUUCGUGGAAUAGUACAACUGGAUCUCCAACAUCGAGCUCAUGGAAUAGCACAACAACAAGUUCUGCAACUGGAUCGCCAACAACGAGCUCAUGGAACAGUACAACAGGAGCACCAUUCACUACCGAUGGAACAACAACAUUCAGUCCAACAACAACCACAACCACUUCACCAAGCAACGGAAGUGUUACUACCCAUACCACAACUACCAGUGAUGAUUAUCUUACCACAACAAACACAGUUACAACCAGAGUGAAUUACGAUUCAUAUGUUGUGAUUAAUACAACAACUGUAUCGAGUGACACUGCAACAUUUACAAUAACAGUCACAACAAUCAAAUCUGGUGAAAUCUCGAAUAUCGUCACAACCACAACCUACACCGAAGGAACAUCGACCACCACCGACACUCAAACACAAAAGAAACGUCUUGGUUUGAACAUUUCACCAGAAGAGAUUGAACCAUCUAAAACCAACGACUCUUCAUCUUUGAAAUCAAAUUCCUUGAUUUUAAUCGUGAUUUCUGCAUUCAUUUUACUUCUAUCAUCUUUUUAA